AUGCCUCAAGCGCAACCCGAGCUCAGAAAGUACAUGGAGAAGCGUCUCUUCGUCCAGCUGAACGGCAAUCGCAAAGUCAUUGGUAUCUUGCGUGGUUACGAUGUUUUUCUGAACAUUGUUCUCGAUGAAGCAGUUGAAGAGAAGGCCGGCGGUGAACGAGAGCGGCUUGGCAUGGUCGCCAUCCGGGGGAACUCGGUGGUGAUGCUCGAGGCGCUUGAGCGCGUGGGCGACGACCGGCGAUGA
Messenger RNA from Capronia coronata CBS 617.96, 243 nucleotides. RefSeq names its product small nuclear ribonucleoprotein G. Lineage: Eukaryota; Fungi; Ascomycota; Eurotiomycetes; Chaetothyriales; Herpotrichiellaceae. Gene Ontology annotation, cellular component: U4 snRNP; U2-type prespliceosome; precatalytic spliceosome. Gene Ontology annotation, biological process: spliceosomal snRNP assembly; mRNA splicing, via spliceosome. The record is from RefSeq and is a predicted model, not a curated record. The transcript has 3 exons. Gene Ontology annotation, molecular function: RNA binding. The coding region runs from base 1 to 243 and encodes 80 amino acids.